AUGGCUGAUGCUGAGAUUUCGGAUUCUAUACCUGAUAAGUUUUGGGAUCUGUCUUCCAGCUUCGUCGAGUUAAACCUAUCAAUGAACCAAAUCCAUGGAAAGUUGCCAAAUCUGUCAACAAAAAACUGCACCUUCAGUUCUUUUGACUUGUCAUCUAAUCUCAUGGACGGCCCACUUCCGCCAUUCCUUCAGGAUAACAAACUUUCUGGAGAAUUGCCUUCUUUGGAGAACUGUACAGAAUUAAGAGUUGUUGACCUCGGUGCCAAUAAACUAUCUGGAAAAAUACCGACAUGGAUAGGCCCGAACCUAUCAAUGUUGCUGGUUCUUCGCUUAAAGUCGAACGAGUUUUAUGGAAGCAUACCUUUAAGUCUAUGCAGUCUUCCUGCCCUUCAUGUUUUGGACUUCUCCAAGAACAAUAUAUCCGGAGCCUUGCCACAUUGCCUCGCUAACAUACCAGCUUUGUCAUCGAUGGCCACCGAGGUGGAGGACAGCACCUUUGUUGGUUUUACUGGGGUGCUUCCUAACAACUUUGGUCAGCUGGAGAUGUUAGAAUCGCUUGAUUUGUCACGAAACCAGAUAUCUGGUAGCAUUCCUCCGAGUUUUUCGAGCUUACAUUAUCUUAGUGUCUUGGACUUGUCAUACAACAACUUAUCAGGUAGAAUUCCGCUAAGUACUCAACUUCAAAGUUUUAAUGCUUCUCAAUUUACGGGAAAUCAUGGACUUUGCGGACAACCGCUCACACCAGAAUGCCCGGUAGAUGCAACAACGGAAGAUCCUGCAGUCCCUAAUGGCAGUGGAAGUGACCAGACCAAACAAGAUGAUGAUGGUCUCAUAAGCUUUGGAUUUUAUGUUAGCUUGGCGCUUGGAUUUAUCAUAGGAUUCUGGAGUGUUUGUGGUACUUUAGUUCUGAAGACAUCUUGGAGGUACGCCUAUUUCCGGUUCUUUGAUGAUAUAAAAGCUCGGAUUAUGUGA
This is a messenger RNA of Pyrus x bretschneideri (Chinese white pear), 972 nucleotides long. Its product is annotated as receptor-like protein EIX1. Gene Ontology annotation, molecular function: protein binding. The record is from RefSeq and is a predicted model, not a curated record. The transcript has 3 exons. The coding region runs from base 1 to 972 and encodes 323 amino acids. NCBI's taxonomy places the organism in Eukaryota, Viridiplantae, Streptophyta, Magnoliopsida, Rosales, Rosaceae.